Chara braunii is the source of this 2529-nucleotide messenger RNA. The record is from the annotation of a GenBank genome assembly. Lineage: Eukaryota; Viridiplantae; Streptophyta; Charophyceae; Charales; Characeae.
GGYGCCAUAGCUGUAGCUGUAGUCUUCAGCGCUGGGCGCUGGUAGGUAAUAGAUCGUAGAGUGGGAGAGAGACUGGCGGAGGCCAGUGUUACUUACCUGUGGCGCCAUUGCUCCAGCUCCAUCUUUGUGGUACCUGCAUCAAGGCGCCAACUUCACAGGGUUAGGGCAGGCACGAGCGGAGAGAUUCACCUCCAGCCAAUGCAACAUGGUGGGAAGAAAUGACUAGGAGGUUCAAUUGGCGACACUGCGAUGCAUUGGAGGCCUUUGGUCCUGAGCACUCUUUCACCUGAUCAUUCUGCCAUGGCGGGUGCAGGAAUGGGCUUAAAUCUUUCUGUUGAAAUCUUGCCUCCGGCAGGACUUCUCAAUUGCAGGCAACCACCAAAGCGGUGUCGCAAGCUGUCUCGACUUGUUGGCAUUGUUGACUGUCGUGAUGCUGCAAGUGCAGUGUGGCGAUGGAACUCGGACAGUUUUGGUUACCCUUCGUUCCGCCCUUUAUUGCCCUUGAACCUGUCAGUUGAUUGGGAAUGUUGUUUGAUUGGACUUGUCUUAUCGUCGUUGGUUGAUUCCUUGGUUUAUGAACUAUUAGUUGAUCGGUGUGGCUUGCUGGCUUGCUGGCUAGCUAGCUAGCUGGAUCGUUGGCGGUUGUAGGGCCAGGAAGUGGGAUCUGGUGUUCUGCAAUGGGUGAAACACGUGGUGGUUGAUGGCAGUACCCAGGCAGAUUACCUAUUGCAGAUUCUUACUUCCUGGCAGGAAAUUUCAAUUAGCUUAUAUUAUGCCUUCGCCCCCUGCCCUCCCCCCCCAAAUCCCCACCCCACCCUUUUCUAAACCCCUGCCGCCGCCACCACCAGCAGCAUGGAGACGUCUCCACCCUGUGCUGGGUUCCUUUCACUGUUUGGCUGACGUUUUCUCUGCUGGACUCGCCUCCUACCUCUUGCCCUUCUCUUCCCUCGUCCCUCCCUCCCUUCUCUACCCUCCUCCUUCGUCCGCUUGCAUCCCCCCUUCCGUUACGAGUUUCUGUCACGUACUUGUGGAGGACCAGCGCUUGUGACAGUAGAAGUGAAGUAUGCGAUGGCGCACUCAGGCUGCAGACGUCAGUUGGAUGCCCCGCUGAAUUGGUGGCAGUGGCAUUGUCCAGAACCUUAGCUCCGUGAUGUCCAGGGGAGACACUUGGCGUCAGGUAGUCGAGGGUUGUGGCAUGAUGCGGCAAGGGGGGAGGGGGGGGCACACGGGGAGUAAAUCGGCGCAAGGGGGGCGGUGUAAAGUAGAUAAGAUACUUUGGGAUUUCUGCAUCGGGUAGAGAGUACUGUAGUGACACCAACCCUAAGGUGCAUUUAGCCAGGAAGAAGACCAGCAAUGACAGUGCUAGUUGGUAGAUGAUCACCAACCGGUGACCACCACGAGGAUGUGAUAUCACUACUUGUUGCAUGUGUUCUACUCGUUGCAUGCGUUCGCCGUCCCUCUCCGCUCUCUGCUUGUUUGUCUGAAUGUGUGUUCCAGCGGGCAUGCUCUGCAUGGUGUAUGUGGCAGUCGGCCGGGUUUUGCUAGAGAGAGGGAAUUGGUCGACCAGGCCCAAUGGGCGGUUCGGUGGCCAGACAUAUAGCAGUUCUUGUUAUAAUAGGCCCCAUUGGGGAGAGGGGGGGCGGGUGGGGGCGAAGAAAGGCCCAGAGGAGGCGGACAAUUCUUGAUAUUCACAUUGUUGGGAUUUGAUGAGAGCAGGCAUGACCCGAAUGCCCACGUGCACACGCAAAUACGCUUUCUUCGUGGAGUUGUGUUUAGCGUACACACAAGCACACACAUGCACAUGUUCACACACAAGUCAGUGCUAUUGGAGGAUGACGUGCGAUGUGACAUCAACAUCAUUAUCAUCAUCAGGAUGCUCUUUGCAUGCAAGAAGAGUUGAUUCAUCCGCAUGAAGGGUUCGUCGACUCGCUGCUGUUAGGAAUGCGUCUCAGCUCUCCUCGGCACUAUCAAGGUGAUUUCAGUGAGACCUGAGCACAGGCCCGACGGCGGCGAAGGUGAUUUCAGUGAGACCUGAGCUCAGGCCCAACUGAUCAGUCUCGAUGCUCUCCCGCCGUUUGUUGCUGGCCAUAUGGUUUUCCUUCUCUCCCCUUGACCUUUGUAAUUCUUUGGUUCCUAAUGUUGUCAGAGAUUUGUCGAUCUUGAUCUAGAUUCUAGAAGCUUCCUGGCAAAAUUGCCCUUGUUUACACACCCCUUUUUCCCCCAUCUAAUUAUUAUUUUUAGAUCAAUGGAAAUCUUGAAGGCACUCGUUGUGCCGCUGCCUGCCGUCUGAAUAUGCUCCAGGUAAGGUGGGUUACGCUCUGUAUUUGUCAGCUUCGUUGGGGUUCUGACUGGUACUGAUGGACCCCUCUCUGACUAGAUGGUGACGAGGAUGGCUGCCUACCUCUCUGGACUGUUCUUGUAUUCUUUUGCACUGCUGCCCUAUUCUUGCUGCGGAGUCGACGACUGGUGCCAGCGAGGAAUGUGCUGCUCACUCUUUGACUUUUUUCUCAAUUAGAUAGUUCUCACAAA